UGUACAGUAGGAAACUAACGACUUACUAGGUAAUUAUAGGCGCUAUUAUAUAGGCGCUGAAGUGGCCUGUUAGGUGCUUUGGGUUGGUGCUGAGCUAGGUAUUGCUCUCCAAGCAACCAAAGCACGCCAGCCAAAAAAUGACCAUGACCCUCCCUUGCUCACACACACACACACACGCAUGCUCUCGCCGACCAGGCCCUACCACUUUUCGUCCUCUUCCCUCGACCCUCCUGCUCUCCCUCGCCCCCCUCAGUCCAGAGCCAUGACAAGCUUGGUCAAUGUUGUGCGAUUGUCACAUUCGUCUUGUAUUUUCGCCUGAUUUCUUGUAAUAGCGGAUUGUCCCAGAGUCGCAUUGCAUUGCAUUGGCCAAAGAAAGAGCUUCGUCUCUUUCCCUCGUUCCGAUCCUCUCGUCCCUCUCUUCCCUUCAAGUCGUCUCGGUCCAACAGCGCCUACCUACCUACCCACUCCGCCUUCGUAACAACAAAGCUCUCACUCGGCUACCUGGACCAAGUCAAACGCCUGUUCUAACUCGAAAUCUCGUCGCAUUCGAAUUCAUCUUACUGGUGCUCGCGUCGCGUCCUCGAACCCCUCCUCGUCCUCGCUCUUUUCCACCUCCCGUCUGCCUCCGUCCACCCGUCGCCUUGCUACCGAGCGAUGGCCGGCGCCUCUCCCACCAGACGCUCUUCUCGUGCGCGGAUCACACAAUCCCAAUCACAGGUUUCUUCCACCGCCUCCAGUGCUUCUGGCCGUGUCGAGCGGGCCACCAGAGGCUUUACGAAGACCGGAUCGCCUCAGAAAUCCACCGGCAGCGGAUCACUCUCCUCAGAGCCACCCGAGGACUCAACUACCACCGAAGACACCAUUCUUCGCCGUCGUAGCACGCGCGGAAAAGACGACGACCGCGACAAGCAGCCGAAACAAGAUACCGUCGACAUGCCUCCCGCCCCCGACGAGAUCCACGAGGACGACGAAUCUGUCCGCUGCAUCUGCGGCCAUGAUGAGUACCCGGGGCCACCUCCCUUUGAUGAAGACUCCAAGCACGGUGUCAAGGACGCAAUUGACCACGAACGCAUCUUCGCCAUUGAGAUUACCGACGACUUGGCCGGUUUUUUUGUUCAAUGCGAGAUCUGCAACACAUGGCAGCAUGGCGCUUGUGUCGGCUUCACCACUGAAGAGUCCAAUCCCGAAGACGUCGAGUAUUACUGUGAGCAAUGUCGUAAAGACCUACAUAAAAUAUAUACUGCUAGCAAUGGACAAAAAUACUCCAUAUUUCUACCUAUUCACCGACCCUCUCAAGCUGCGUCGCGUGCCACGUCCGCUGCGAAAGAAGAUGCGCGAUCACCCAAGAGUGGCAACAAUAAUAGCAAAACCCCUCGUACCGCCGCCGCCGCUGCUGCACAACAUGCUUCCAAAAGACGGUCUACCAUGAACAGUCGAGAUGCCGCUUAUGAUGAGGAAGAACAGCUUCGUCGUGCUAUCGAAGCAAGCAAGGAGGAUACAAUUCCAGAAGAGGCCGACAUGGUCAACAGACGUCCUAAAAGAGGGAGAGAAGACAGCGAAGAGAAGGCAGACAAUGUUAAAAGGCAACGCACAAACUCGAAAUCGCCGUCUCCAGCUCCGGAAAAGCCAGAUGCCACUGUCCUCGAUGAGUCUGACGAUGAACUGGCUCUCCGAAACGGACACUCGAAAAAAUCGCGAAAUACUGUGCGAAACCAGCGAGAACGCGCUGAGCGGGAAGAACGUCGUGAGGAGCAAGAACGCAAACGGGCCGAGGCAGCAAGUAAACGCAAAGGCCGUGCCGAGCGUCGUCGAGCUGAUGAUUCAGAUCCCUCAGACGAGUUACCACUCGCCACACGGACGGUAGCAAGUCGAGUCACAGAGUCUGCUCAACCUCCAGAUCCUCCAGUUCCUUCAUCCCAACCUCCCCCUGAUACCCCGCCUAUUCCUCAAGCAACUACAACUACAAGCAAGAAAAAAGCCACACAAUCUAAAAAGAAGGGGCGCAAUCAGUACACGAAAGACCGCGACCACGAGCAUGAAGCUUCGCCUGUGAGGUCCGUUUCACGUGACAUAUCCAGAAAUGCUGAUGAAGCAGGAACAACUACGAAGCACACAGGGCAUGAGACAACUAGCAAACAUAGUAAAGCAAGAGGCGGUAUGAAUUCCAAGAUAACAAUGAGCGACAUGAAAAGACGCGUGCACGGAAUUUUGGAGUAUAUUACUCGCAAACAGGUCGAGCUCGUGAACGACCCGUUAUCUGAAACAACGUCAACCGCUAGCCAAGCUGGCACAGAAGAUGAUGCUGUGCCUACAAGCAAAGUCAACGGCGACAGCCCCACCAAGAAGCCUGUAGUAGAGAUCCCCAUUACAAAUGGAGCAGGGAGUAACCUGCCGACAGAUCCCACGGCCAUUUUUAAAGAUAUGAGCUGCGUGGAAAUGAUGGAUUCCUUGACACGGGAUCUGAUGAAGUGGCAGCAGGAAUUCAUACACUGACCGGAAUCACUCUUGCUUGAGGCCUCUUUUCCCCUCAUCAAAUU
Molecule: messenger RNA, 2537 nt
Organism: Xylaria bambusicola
Lineage: Eukaryota; Fungi; Ascomycota; Sordariomycetes; Xylariales; Xylariaceae
Exons: 4
Coding region: 655-2493 (612 amino acids)
Biological process (GO): negative regulation of silent mating-type cassette heterochromatin formation; negative regulation of rDNA heterochromatin formation
Cellular component (GO): Rpd3L complex; Rpd3L-Expanded complex
Source: RefSeq, a predicted model, not a curated record